This is a messenger RNA of Cuscuta campestris, 2988 nucleotides long. NCBI's taxonomy places the organism in Eukaryota, Viridiplantae, Streptophyta, Magnoliopsida, Solanales, Convolvulaceae. The record is from the annotation of a GenBank genome assembly.
UCCUACCGGCCAAUCUGUGUGUUUUUACCUUUCUUACUUUGCCGAAUCAAACAAACUAUUCUAGACCCGGUCUAGUAUAGUUUGACCGGUCAAGUAAUUUACACCAUCAUUUUUGGCGCCAUCCGUGGGACCGUUAAGGUUUCUUUUUCUUCUAAACACAAACCUACCCACGAAGACACCACUCAAAAUGUCUUCCAGUCAACAAAUCAACGCUACUUCCACUCAGGUGCAAGCCACCAAUAAGGGUACAAGCAUCCCUGUGGCUGCUACCCUGCCGGUCAUUUCCGCCCCAGUGUUGCCUUUGGGUCUGAGCUCUGUCCCAAUGCCUAGCGUGGUCAGCCCCUUCACGACCCCCGUCCCUUCCGCUGGACCAAGGGUCACGUUCCCACCAAGCAUGACUCAGUUCAUGAAUGACCCGGCCAACCUACAGGCCAUCCAGGGCUUUGGCCAGGUCAUGGCCAUGUGCCAACAGAAUGGGGGGAUGCCUUUUCUCCCUGGUAUGUUCCCGUUCGCUCUUCCAGGCGCGGGAACCAUGCCCCUACAAGCUCCAAUGGCAGUGACGCCGUUCCAGACGCCGAUGCCGCAACCAUCACCUUUCCAGCCGCAGCUGGUCAGCACCAUAGCCCCUGUCAACUUGACUGGCGCGCUUAACGCUGCAGGGCCAUCGCGUCCCCCGCAAGCGAGGACGAGGGCCUCUCGUCAGGAAGAGGAAGCAGAGAGCCAGCCCAGGUUACCGAUGGUGAACCGGUUAACUAUCCCAAAUGACCGCGUCCAGCAUAUGGAGGCAAAACUGGAAAGGCUGGAGAAGAAGGUCGGGGAAAAGAAUGAUCGGGACAAAUCCCUGGCGGGGUCCCCGUUCACCAAAAGGGUCCAUUUGACACCUUUCCCGCGAAAGGUCAAGAUCGACGCCCCUAGAUUCACCAGGAAGGAAGAUCCGGAAAUCCAUCGGGACUCCUUCAACCAGAGUGCAACCAUGAACGGUUGCACAGACAAAGAAAAGUGUCUUCUUUUCUUCCAGACCUUGCGGAACCGAGCUACUGAAUGGUUCAACAAAUUUCGCCCAGGAAGUAUUGAUUCGUUCAGUGACUUGGCCUCAAAAUUCAAGGCCAAGUUCCAGGAGAACUAUACUAAGAGGAAGAAAUUCACCUAUCUUAGUACAGCCGGGCAGAGGGAGUCUGAGAACCUUACUCAGUUCCUUACCUGGUGGAAGGAAGAGGUAGACAAGGUGGAGGAGAUGGAUGACAAGACCGUCUUAUCUCUUCUCUUGAAUGGCCUGCGUGCCGGGGAACUAUACAAGGAGUUCUGCCGGAAACCCCUGGCCACGUACCAGGAGGCCUAUCACACUGCAUGGGAGUUUGCUGAGGCUGAAACCCAACUCCGGGCGAAGAAAGAAGCUGAGCAUGGUUACAAGCCCAAGCCGGUGCAAGUCAAGAAGGAAGAAGCACCAGGACCUAGCCGGCCAAGACACCACUAUGAUUCGGUCGUUCGUAUGGUCAAUACGGAAGAAUGCCAAGAAAUCCGGAAAGCACUGGUCAUUCUACCAGAGAACCCUACCGGUCAAACAGGACGGCAAUGGUCGGACACCUAUUAUUUGUACCACAGGUCAGAUUCCCAUAACACUUCCGAAUGUAAGAGUGUUAAGGGAGUAAUCCGGCAGAUGAUAGACAGUGGAGAACUGAGCAAGGAUUACUUGCAGAAAGCACAGGAGAAGAGUCAUCAAUGGGUUAGGCCAGCUGCCCCGGGAAAUGACCGGGACAACAACCGGCGGAGGAAUAACCGGCCAAGGGAGCGGCAACCUGCUCCUGAAAAAGAGCAUAUUGGAAUGAUCUUCGGCGGGCCUGAAGGUGGAGAUUCAGCUGCGCAGCGGAAGAAUUGGGUCCGCAGCAUUUACGUUGGUGAAGUAAGUGCUGAACUGGCCAGGCGCUUCACGGGAGAUAUAGUGGAAGCUGAAGGAUCCAUAGUUCUACCGGUCGAACUAGGAUCGGGUGAAAAAACCAUAUGGAAGAAGAUGCGGUUCAUCGUUGUUGACAUCAAAUGCGUCCACAACGCAAUCCUUGGAAGGCCGGGCAUCAAUAAGGUCGGGGCAGUGAUUUCCAUGCCUCACCUGUGCAUGAAGUUCCACACUCCAGGUGGUGUGCGUGAGGUGAAAGGCGACCAGAGGAACGCCGGGGAGUGCUAUGCCGAGGCAGUUAAGAAGAUGACCAAGGGGGUCAAUGUCAUCUCCCAAGAGAUCACAAAGGGAGAGACCCGGGAGAAAUUGGAGCCCGAGGCCGAGACGGAGGAAAUCGAACUUCACCCGGGUGAUUCUUCGAGGAUGGUCAGAAUUGGAGCAAAUCUCCCCGAAGAUCUCAAGGCAGAGAUUACGCGGGUCCUCCAAGAAUACGCGGGCAUAUUCGCAUGGAGCGUGGCGGAUAUGCCCGGAAUAGAUCGCUCUGUUAUCUGCCACCGGUUGGCCGUGAGGGAAAGAAGUCGACCGGUACGUCAGAAGAAGUGGUACCUGGCCAGUGACUGGCGAGCCUUCGUCAAGAAGGAAGUGAGGGACCUCCUCAGUGUUGACCUACCGGUCAACAAACCCGCUGAGCAAUGGUGGGAGAUGGCAGUUAAUGGGGCAUCUGGUCCUAGAGGAUACGGGGGUGGUAUCGUGUUCACCACCCUAGAAGGGUUCAAGAUCUACCAUGCAAUCAUCUUCAACUUCAAGCUGACGAACAAUGAGGCAGAAUAUGAAGCUCUGGCUGGAGAGCUCAGACUUGCCCAAGCCCUGAAAAUCAGCCGGGUCAGUAUCAAAUCUGACUCUAGCCUGAUUGUUGGGCAAGUGACCGGUAACAUGGAAGCAAGAGAAGGACUGUAACACCCUAAUCCGUCCAGGUUUACAACCCCUUCCGAACUAAAGUAUUAACUUGGUAAUCGUAUAAUUUAAAACAUUUCAAAUAACUUUAUUCAUCAUAAAUGAAAUUCCAAACAUAAUUGUAGUAAAUACGAAGUGUUUAA